This is a messenger RNA of Cinclus cinclus, 1528 nucleotides long. It is a transcript of the gene TIRAP, whose product is annotated as TIR domain containing adaptor protein. Lineage: Eukaryota; Metazoa; Chordata; Aves; Passeriformes; Cinclidae. The transcript has 4 exons. Gene Ontology annotation, biological process: signal transduction. Bases 462 to 1121 code for a protein of 219 amino acids. The record is from RefSeq and is a predicted model, not a curated record.
UCCUGUGCCAUUUUUGGAGUAGGGGAAAGGCUUCAGCAUGACGUGGAGUGUUUCAUUUCGGAAGGGAUGAUGCCAGCAGUGGAAAACAGCAGCUGUUUCCCAUGUUGCUGCUCUUGGGUGUCCGCAGGGAGUGUUUGGGCUCCCUAAACCAUGCUGGAAGCAUGCUGGGAUGGCUGUGAGCUGGCAAGGAACAGACAGGAAUGUCAGGGCAGGCAGUACCAAGGAUGCACAUCUCUGGGCACUGCCUUUGAUUUGCCAGCACCCAGUCCAUCCCUGGUGAUCCCAGCUGAUUCCCACUUCUCCCCUCCACAGGAUCCUUUCCCCAUUGAUGGGAAUGACGGCUUCUCCUCCCUAUUAUCUCUCGGCCUUGCUUUCUGCAGGUGUCUAUCUCCAGUGGAGAGAGCCCGUAAUAGGAGAGGUGUCCUGCUGGCAACUGGUGGCUGAGCAGUGUGCUACCCAUUAUGGCUGGUUGGUUUAGGCGGCUCCUGCACAAACCCAAGCCCAGCUCAGUGGAAAGCCUCAAGUCCAGCCACUCUGCUUCAUCCUCGCCUUCCUCCUCAUCAUCAUCCUCUGCCAAGAGCUCCGGCUCUUCUUCUGGCACGAGCUUGACCACCAGCUCCAUCUCCCCGUCGCCUGUGUCAGCGGUGGACAUUAGUGCCUCGGGCAGCCCUCGGUGGGACAAGAGCUAUGAUGUCUGCAUCUGCCACAGCGAGGGGGACGUGGAGCUGGUGGAGGAGCUGGUGUCCUACCUGGAGGGUCAACCUGAGAGCUUCCGGUGCUUCCUCCAGCUGCGGGACGCGGUAGCGGGCAACGCAGUGGUGACGGAGCUGUGUGACGCUGUGCAGAACAGCCACUGCUGGGUCAUGCUUAUAACCCCUGGCUUCCUGCAGGACCCCUGGUGCAGGUACCAGAUGCACCAGGCCUUGGCUGAGGCUCCCAUGGCCAAUGGACGCACCAUCCCAGUGCUGAAGGAUGUGGAUCGCAAAGAUUAUCCCAGGGAGCUGUGGAACAUCUACUACAUCUAUAUGGCGCUGAAGGAGAAAAGCUUCAGGCAGAUCAGAGACACUGUCAUGCGCUACCUCCAGGAACUGUGCCGGAGCUCCACAGAAAGGAUGGAGUAGUGCUGGGAGCAGGCAGAUACAUCCCCAUGGGCAUCAUGGAGCUGUUGCCGUUGGAUCUGGGUGUUGGCAUGUCCCACUGGACCUUGGGAUCAAACCUGAGCUGCUCAGACCAGACCUGGGAGCCAAGGAUGGGGAGUUCCUAACAUCCAUGAGGGACAGCAGACCGGAGCCCACCACGUCCCAGUGGCCAAAAUCUCCUCAGCAGGGACAGGGACAUCCAUCACACAAACACUAAGCUCUGAUCUCGGCUGGUUCUCAGGGUCACGACAGCUCUUUGCUGUCCUGAGGGUUCUGGGAUCCCUACUAAGCUGACAAGGCCCCUGCUGCUGUGGGCAGGACAGGAUGAGGCAGGCAAUGACUUUGCACGGAAUCGUUGCGACUACGAAAAUGCAGAAGUUUUAAAUUUU